Molecule: messenger RNA, 714 nt
Organism: Aspergillus ibericus CBS 121593
Lineage: Eukaryota; Fungi; Ascomycota; Eurotiomycetes; Eurotiales; Aspergillaceae
Exons: 4
Coding region: 1-714 (237 amino acids)
Source: RefSeq, a predicted model, not a curated record
AUGAAUAUCGCACUCUCCGAGGUGAUCUUUGUUGACCAGCUCAAGAGAUCACCCGUAUCUUGCGUCUUUCGCACCAUCUGGCGUGGCAAAGAUUGUGUCUUGAAAGUACCCUUGCUUAGGGAACGUCGGCCUCGCGCUCGAAAGCGGGAAAUAGAUCCGUUCAAGUGUGAAAGCGCUGCUUUCAUCCGACUCCAGGAACACGGCUUAUGCGACCGAGGAUAUGUUCCGGAGUUUUAUGGCCUGGUAGAGCAGAUCAAACCGGCCGAUUAUCUCCCCCAUCUCAAGGACUUCCUACAGGAUACCAUAUAUCCAAACGCUGUCCUGAUGGAGUAUAUACCUGACAUUCAGCCCAUCGAUCUAUCGACUUUCUCAGAGCAACGGAUCCACCAACUGCACCAAAUCCUGCGAGAAAUACAUUCCACUGGAGUCCAUCACGGAGACCCAUAUCCUCGGAAUAUGAUGGUGCAGACUACCUCAGACCGAGUGUCGUGGAUUGAUUUCGACCGUGCGCAGACGUUCACUCCUCAAUCUGUCCAACCAUAUCAGCUAGACUGGUUGGACCAUGAAAAAAAGAUGAUGGAGUACUUUGUUGAAGCUUUGAUGGCAGAUGCCAAAAUCGGGAGGAUUGAUGCUACGUGGAUUUGCUAUUAUGAUAGCCUCAAACCGCCGCGAGAGCAACAGGUCGAGGCAGGUCUGGGCGAGACCCUAAAGUGA